Eubalaena glacialis (North Atlantic right whale) is the source of this 757-nucleotide messenger RNA. RefSeq names its product mediator complex subunit 21 (gene MED21). The transcript is spliced from 4 exons. Gene Ontology annotation, cellular component: mediator complex. The record is from RefSeq and is a predicted model, not a curated record. Gene Ontology annotation, biological process: regulation of transcription by RNA polymerase II. Lineage: Eukaryota; Metazoa; Chordata; Mammalia; Artiodactyla; Balaenidae. Bases 32 to 466 code for a protein of 144 amino acids. Gene Ontology annotation, molecular function: transcription coregulator activity.
GCUUUUGCGUCUCUUUGUUUGUGGGAGGAAAAUGGCGGAUCGGCUCACGCAGCUGCAGGACGCCGUGAACUCGCUUGCAGAUCAGUUUUGUAAUGCCAUUGGAGUGUUGCAGCAGUGCGGUCCUCCUGCCUCUUUUAGUAAUAUUCAGACAGCCAUUAACAAAGAUCAGCCAGCUAAUCCUACAGAAGAAUAUGCCCAGCUUUUUGCAGCGUUGAUUGCACGAACAGCAAAAGACAUUGAUGUUUUGAUAGAUUCCUUACCCAGUGAAGAAUCUACAGCUGCUUUACAGGCUGCAAGCUUGUAUAAACUGGAAGAAGAAAAUCACGAAGCUGCUACAUGUCUGGAGGAUGUUGUUUAUCGAGGGGACAUGCUUCUGGAAAAGAUACAGAGCGCACUUGCUGAUAUUGCACAGUCCCAGCUGAAGACAAGAAGUGGUACCCAUAGCCAGUCUCUUCCGGACUCAUAGCACCAGCGCACAUAUACCGUGCGUGAGGCUGAGAAAAGAGCUGCUUCAAUGCCAUUAAGAAUUCUGCAUCAGAUUUAGAUGUAAGCCUUACCAACAGUUACAGAAACAUUAAGCACUAUGACACAUGUUAUCUUUUUAGCUAUUUUAAAUAGUCUUCUGUUUUCACUCUUAAUAAUAAGCUUGUAAAAUCGUGAUUGAACCAGCUUUAAACUGUCAUUAUGCCUUUUUUUUUUUUAAUUAUCUGGGUUAAAUUAUUGAGGCAGAUAUUGCAUUAAUGAUCAUAAUAUAAUU